Scatophagus argus is the source of this 2395-nucleotide messenger RNA. RefSeq names its product protein phosphatase 1, regulatory (inhibitor) subunit 7 (gene ppp1r7). The transcript is spliced from 10 exons. Gene Ontology annotation, molecular function: protein binding. Lineage: Eukaryota; Metazoa; Chordata; Actinopteri; Scatophagidae. The coding region runs from base 470 to 1348 and encodes 292 amino acids. The record is from RefSeq and is a predicted model, not a curated record.
GAAUUUAUUAACUUGACGAAUCGGCAUCCGUAUGGAGAAUUUUUAUUUUUAUAUAAGCACAUCAGGCGAUUUAUUUUCCUUCGUACCAACCAGAACCCCAUCCUUAGCUUGCUAGCCAACAAGCUAACAACAAUCCUCGUUAGCUGACGUUGUUCAGUUAACGUCAACUCAUGCUGUCCGGUUAAUCGACAGCUACGUUCAUUUCAGUUUUCCCACCCGCGUUAUCUCGUCUGUUGGUCUGGAACUGGAUUUUGUGUUCAAUGUGACGUGUCUGCUUAUAUAACAUAUUGUUAUUGAAGCUCGUAACCUCGUCUCCUGUGGUGCAACCAGCUACUCUGCUAGCGAACAUGUGGACAGAAGGGGUGAGUCUGAGGAGUCUGGUGAUGAUGAGACCAGGAGGAGGAGUAUCAAUGGCGACGUGGACCCCAAUCAGCCUGCUAACACAAGUAAAGAAGAGUCUCCUGUUGACAUGGACACCAUAACCUUGGACCCAGAGGAAGAGGAUGUUGAUCUUGUUCAUUGUCGUAUUGGAAAAAUUGAAGGACUGGAGGUGCUACAGAAGGCUAAAACACUCUCCUUACGGCAGAAUCUCAUUAAAAAGAUAGAAAACCUCGACAGUUUGAGCUCACUGCGGGAACUAGAUCUUUAUGACAAUCAGAUCCGCAAACUGGAGAACCUGCAAAACCUCACAGAGUUAGAACAGCUUGACGUGUCCUUCAACAUUCUGAGGAAGGUGGAAGGUUUGGAGCAGUUGACUCAGAUGAAGAAACUUUUUCUUCUUCACAACAAAAUUAGCAGCAUUUCCAACCUGGAACAUUUAACGGGCCUGGAAAUGCUGGAGCUGGGCUCCAAUCGCAUCCGGGUCAUAGAGAACCUGGAUACACUGUCAUCUUUGCAAAGUUUGUUUCUUGGCACCAAUAAAAUAACUAAACUUCAGAAUCUGGAGGGUUUACACAAUCUGACUGUUUUAAGCAUUCAGAGUAACCGGAUUACUAAAAUUGAAGGUCUACAGAACCUUGUAAACCUGAAAGAGCUCUAUCUGAGCCACAAUGGCAUUGAGGUCAUUGAAGGCUUGGAAAACAAUAAAAAACUUACUACCCUGGACAUUGCAGCUAAUCGCAUAAAGAAAAUUGAAAACAUCAGCCAUCUAACAGACCUACAGGAGUUCUGGAUGAACGAUAAUCAGAUAGAUAACUGGUCAGAUCUGGAUGAGUUGAAGAAUGCCAAGUCUCUUGAGACGGUCUAUCUUGAGAGAAACCCUCUACAGAAGGACCCACAGUACCGGCGAAAGAUCAUGCUGGCACUGCCCACCGUACGCCAGAUCGACGCUACCUUCAUCCGCUUCUAAUCUGCAGUGUACAGUUCACCUGCCAACUUCAGUGUUUGCGUGCACUACCCUGCCUGCCCUGCGUACAACAAACAAACUUCAUUUUGAAACACACUGGCCUCAUUUAAUCGUAUUGUCACUCCAUACACAAAUACACAUUCCGACAUUACACUCACCCAUGGCUCACUUAACAUACAUGUAUGCAUGUAUGCACUCAUUGACACCUUGAUCUAUGCUAGUGUAUGGAAGCUUAUUUAUUUAUUAAGCUGGAUCUGAACUGUAAAGAUAAUUUCCUCUAAAAGCCCAUUCCUUCAUUUCUCCUCUGCACUUAUUUUUCUUUUACUGUUUUGAAUGAGGGACACACAGUAGAGACAUCUUCUAUCUUUCAUCAUGCAGUGCCAAUCAAAAAAAUGAUUACUGCACUGUUGAAGUUGCACUGCUGUUAUAUGUGAGGAAAAGCUGGCAUUUUUACUAUCUGAGGGAUUUUGUUAAGAGUUUAUUCCUUUUGGUUGUCAGAAUGAGGAUAAUUCUUGUACACCGUGGGUAAAAGAACAAUUAAAUAUUAAAGGGAAAGUCCAUAAUAAAAUAUAAUCUGCAUAUUUUAAUCUUCAAAAUAAUUCUGAUCUUCUCAGUUGCAAGUUCCAACAUGCUUCAAGGCUGUUGGGAACAAGCUUAAAUCUGUCUUUUUAAGAAAAAUGGUGGAUACUUAUGAAUGAUUUAAUAAACUGUUAUUGUCAGGGGAUAUUUUAAUCCUCAGCAGCUGUCUAUUCCUUGUCCAGAUAUUUUACAGCUCAUAGACCCAUUUCUUGAUUAAUAAGAAUGACCUCCUUGGUAAAAUUAAGCUCCUGAGAAUGUUAAAUCAUUUAAUGUGUCUAUAAAGAUGGUAUGAAUGAUGUUAAGAUAACCCUCCUCCCCUUUUUUUUCCUUUUGAAGUGAACUUGCUCAUGUUUUCAGCUGUGUAAAGACACUACAGAGACUCACUCUAAAAAAUUCUCAUUUGGCUAAUGAUGGGCAAAGUGUACUGAAACAUUUGAAUAAGUUCAUUAUCAAGUUUUUUCCAAAAAAAUG